ACAAACUCAUUACAAAAACAGUCUAUGAUGCACAGAGCUUAUGUGGUGGUUUUCAUUUAAGUAGUUUGUUUACUACAAUUUUCUACUAUAAAUUUACAAUUUGACGGUCAUUCUCGGUAAAGCAAGAAAAAAAACACAAGCCAAACAACCACAAAGAGAAAGCGCACCGUCUAGUAUUUGCACAGAGCUUGUGUGCAUUGCGUGGUGGUGUUCCCUCAAGUAAUUUGUUUACUAUAAUUUUGUUCUAUAGAUUUAAAAUUUGACGGACAUUCUGAGAAAAAAAAAAACAGGUCAAGGUGACAUCGGCACUUAUGUGAAGUGUGUGCUCAUAAGAUGGCAAACUAUGACUAUAACAAGGGUUAUCGAGGAUUUCGCUUUACAAAGAACACGAACAUCGAUAAACAAAAAACAGCGCUUAGUAGUUACUGCUCUAUGCGAGAAAAACAGACUCUACUAUGGAUCUCAAACACCGAGAAAGUGAUCGCGAAAACCGGACAAACAGCCCUCAAAACUAGUGCUUCCACUCAAAUGGAUGAUACUUCAGUUAUGUAUUUCCCGAGUAUAAGCUCAAAGACACCUACAAGAUUUUCGUCGACGCCCGGACGAAGCCCGGACGAUCCUCGGCAGGAUUUCGUGCUUUUACCGACGAGCUCAUACGCCUUGCCGACCACACCAGCGACAUUAAAGCAUUCGGAGGCUAAGCGCCGACAAGGGAAGAUUGGAUACCAAGCCAGUAGGGAUGCAAAAACAGGGAUCCGAGACCGGCAGUUACAGGAAUGCCUGGUUAUUCAUAACGGGAAAGAGAUGGGGAGUGAACGAAGCACGGCGCUUUUGAGUAAGGAAAAAGCGGAGGAUAUCCGAGUCUGGGCCAGACGCUACCAAAGCGCCUGCUAGCAGAUGACCAGCAGUCUCACACACCGGUAGCCCAGGAUACAUUGCGAACGCUUUGUACUCGACUGCUUUCGCUCUGAUUCGAUCCACAAUACCUCAGACGACUAGCGAAUCCGGAAGAACUUCGGGAUCGAAAAGAUGAAUCUGAGAGCUGUCGGCGAAGGAUUUUUUUUGCGGUGAAUAAGCUCUUGACUCCACGUCGGUACUUCUCGUUAAAUAUCAUGAAUAUGAAUGGAUUGAUUGCGGCGUACGAAUACGCCGCGAAAAACACGAGAAAAGUUAACUCCUGCAUGCCACAUGGGGCAGCCCAUCCCCAAACAAAGUGGAAGUACAGGCUAUACACAUGGAUGGGCGCCCAGCAGAGCACAAAGCACAACACAGCAACCACGCACAUCUUCGUCACCUUACGAUUGCGACUCCUCUCCGAGCGCCUCCGACGCAAAGGCUUGUGGGUAGCCAGGGCUCCUUCGCGGAGUUUGCGUAUAACGCAUGCGUAGAGGAAGGCGAUAAGGAGCAAAGGCGCGGCGUACAGCAACACGAAUUGGCACAUGUAGAAGGGCCUCUGCGCGCGCAUGCUGUCCGUGUACGGCUGCCAGUCGAGAAUACAGUACGUGUUAUGAUUCCACUCCAGCAGGCGGAAUGUGUAGAAAUAUAUAGCGUGGAAACCGGCCGCCGACAGCCAUAUCACAGGUAUCACUAUUGCGCAGACUCGGGUCGGUCUACUCACGACGGCUUUCAACGGAAACUUGACGGCGUAAUAUCGAUCCGAGGCUAUCGCCACAAGACUGAGUAUGGAAACAGCCGUUGAGACAUCGAGUAAAAAGUUCAGAGUUUUGCAUAGAAUGAGGCCACCAGUGCCAGACCACAUCCACAGAAAGCUCGCGUCUCUUGCGAGGUUGAAGAUGCGGUUAGGAACCGCGAAAAGAGGUAUGAUGAGGUCUGAGAACGCCAUGUUUGCGAUGAAACAGUUCGUGGUCGUCCACAUGCCGGUGUGGCGGUGCUUGUAAACGACGGCAAUAAUGAGCACGUUGCCGAUUAGUGAGACGGCCAGAAUAGACGAAUAAGCGGCGAGCUUGGCGACUUUAGCGGGGUAUGAGUUAUCCACGACGACGGGGGAGCAAGCGAGAGUGACGUUGCUCAUGCUGAUCAAAUCAAGUAUUCUCUUUACUGCCCUAAAGGCUGCGAAUGGAUUUGGGUGACGAGAAGAUAUAUACUUCGUCUGGACUGAUCUCACGUCUAAUUUCUUCUGUUGGUAGCGGUACAAACCAUGGAGAAUUGAUAGUUGAUCCAAGAAAAGGUCAAGAAGUCUUCAAUUCUGAACUAAUCUUACUUUUAAUUUGCUCCCUACAAUGAAAAUCAAACCAGGGAGAAUUAAUAGUUGAUCUGGCAAAUUUAAAGGAGUCUUCAAGCUCUCUGGUCCCCUUUUUCCGCCUACUGAGCAGCCUCUUUCAUCUUAGCUGAACACUUCUUAGAAGUCUUGUCGUCAUCCUCACAUUAUCUUCCCAGCUAGGGGGUCUUGUUUUGCUUGACAUUCAAAGAUGUCUCAGUCAAUUUUCUAGUUUUGUCGCUUUCGCUCCUCUUAAAAACUUUACGUAGUCGAUGAAGUAAAGUAAUGUAGUUCAACCGUCAGAUUCAUAGACUUCUGGGCAAUUCUAGCGUCAACCUCUCAUCGCAUUAGCAAAUAACAUCAAAUAACUCGAUUUCUUUUUUCUUGGAUGGAGUAACUUGUCGUUUAAAACGCCUUGCAAAUGAAAGAGAGGUGUUAACAUUAAAUUAGAAGAAAUGAAACAUUGCUUCCUUCAAAUACAAUAAUAUUUUUAAAAAUAUUUUUAAAAAGCUUGUUUGUUGAACGGAAACAUGAAUUCGUUUAUUCUUAACAGCCCUUAAAAUAAAAUAGGGAGGCUAAGACCGUCUUGUUUCUUUUCCUAUUAUUUUGUAAGAAUUUAGUCAUAUAAAAGCGCCUUUUUAAAGGG
Messenger RNA from Nematostella vectensis (starlet sea anemone), 2864 nucleotides. RefSeq lists its product as uncharacterized. The coding region runs from base 334 to 894 and encodes 186 amino acids. The transcript has 2 exons. The record is from RefSeq and is a predicted model, not a curated record. NCBI's taxonomy places the organism in Eukaryota, Metazoa, Cnidaria, Anthozoa, Actiniaria, Edwardsiidae.